This is a messenger RNA of Pezoporus flaviventris, 1313 nucleotides long. RefSeq names its product borealin-2-like. NCBI's taxonomy places the organism in Eukaryota, Metazoa, Chordata, Aves, Psittaciformes, Psittacidae. The transcript is spliced from 7 exons. The coding region runs from base 29 to 553 and encodes 174 amino acids. Gene Ontology annotation, cellular component: spindle midzone; chromosome passenger complex; chromosome, centromeric region. The record is from RefSeq and is a predicted model, not a curated record. Gene Ontology annotation, biological process: mitotic sister chromatid segregation.
ACUGCGUUUGUCCGGUGGGGUGGUGGCUAUGCCUUGGAGGAAGUCCCCUGGCAAGUGGUGUAGUACUGGCUUGGGUGGGGUGCGCGGCUGUGGUGUUCUCUUCCAAGAGACGAAGAAUCAGCGUAUCGCGCUGUUUUUCCACGAUUUCGACCAGCAGGCCAAGGAAAAUAUCCGGGAAAUGAAGAAGGAACUCGAUUCGCUUUUGCGAACAGCUGAGAAGGCAUUUACAGUAGAGCUGCUGAAGAUGCCGAUUGCUAUCAGGAAAAUGAAGAGAAAAGAUUUGCUUAUUAAAGUAACUACAAUUGUUGAAUAUGAAGAUGCCAAGCAUAUUUCUGCAAAGAAAAUAUCUAAAAAGAUUUCUAAAACAAAGUUGCUGGCUUCACUGUCACCUAGUUUAAAUGGCAAACUGAACCCUCUUUCUAGGUCUCUUCACUCAUCUGCAAGCGUGACUGAAGCUGUUAAGUCUCCUGCUUCUGAUUGUAGCAUCACAAAUUUCAAAGCCACCCCAAAGGUAUCUAAAAGGGAAAGGGGAGAAUGUGAAGAAAACCAGUGAGAAGAAAGAGUUGUGAUAAGGACACUGUGCCAGACAAAUACGUGGCAGAGGAAGCUACUAACUUCAGAGAGCUUGCAGCAUCAACUACAAGCACUGUGUGAAAAAACACUAGUGUUUUAAAACAUUAUCCAAGUUCCCUUUCACACAAUUCCUUGGUCAAUAAAGAAAACAGGUUUGAUCAUUUGUACAAAACCCAAGGUACUCAUACCUCUGUUGUCAUUUUAUUUGGAUGCAUGUAAGAUGACAAGUUUCUGCAAGGAAUUCUACUUUUAAGGAUAUGACUUUUAAUGGUCUUAUGCAUUCAAUACUACAUGCAGUCAGGCCUUUCUAAUGUUCUGUGUUAUUACAAGUUUGUUAAAUACUAUCUUCACCUGAUUAGAAUUUAUACAACCUGUAACCAUUUGCAUCGGGCAGAGCAGGUUAUUCACUUUGCUGGCUUUGAAGCACUGCAUAUUCCACAGACCAAACAGCAGUAAAAUAGCAAAAGCCAAGCCUCAACUCUGAAACAGGGUCCUUCUUAUACAGGAAGAAGGUUUCCCAAUGCUUGUCCAAACCCUGGCAGCACAGGCACUGUCUGCCACAGCCUGGGGCCUGUGCCUGACACCCUCCUGCGCUGUGUACUACUCACCGCUGGGAUGAAAGCGGUCACCUGCCCCAUCACAGGUCCUCAUGGGCUGAGCUCAGCAGCGGCCGCUUCCAAGCAAUUAAAGAAAAAGCACAAUUAAUUUGGUUCCACCAGGACAGAGUGCGUGUGCGUGUG